Molecule: messenger RNA, 1104 nt
Organism: Prunus armeniaca (apricot)
Lineage: Eukaryota; Viridiplantae; Streptophyta; Magnoliopsida; Rosales; Rosaceae
Source: the annotation of a GenBank genome assembly
AUGGAAACUGAGGAGGACGUCGAGUUAAUACCCUUGGAUCCUGACCAGCCAGACAAAAAAGCGCGGAUCGGCUCGCACCUAAGCCCAUACGAGAAGGUGGAGCUUACCAUAUUCCUCCAGAACAACAAAGACAUGUUUGCAGGGUCGCCGUCAGACAUGCUUGGCAUCGACUCGAACAUCAUCUGUCACCAACUCCACAGACGCAACUUCGCACCCGAGCGAGUUGCUAUCAUCGAAGCUGAGAUUGACAAACUCCUAGCUGCCAGCUUCAUUGAAGAGGUCUCCUACUUAGAGUGGCUCGCCAACGUUGUUCUGGUGGCAAAACAAGAGAAGGGCAAGUGGAGAGUCUGCGUCAAUUACACCGACCUCAACAAAGCAUGCCCUAAAGACAACUUCCCAUUGUCGAGAAUCGACCAACUCGUGGAUUCCACUUCUGGCAAUCAGCUGCUCAGCUUCAUGGAUGCCUACUUUGACUAUAACCAAAUCCUGAUGCACGAGGAUGAUAAGGAGAAAACCUCUUUCAUCAUCGAGAGGGGGACCUACUGCUACAAGGUUGGGCUAAAGAACGCUGGAGCAACCUAUCAAGGGCUCGUGAAUAAAAUCAAAGCUAUGGAAGUCUACAUGGACGACAUGCUGGUCAAGGCCCCAAAGCGUGAAGAUCACAUCAAAAACAUCGCUGAGGCAUUCAGCCUGCUCGGCCCAUAUCACAUGAAGUUGAAUCCAAGUAAAUGCACAUUUGGUGUAUCCUCUGGCCGAUUCUUAGGAUACCUAGUUACACAACGAGGUAUAGAGGCACACCCACGUCAAAUCAAAGCCAUUCUCGAGAUGAAGUCACCUUCCACAGUGAAGGAAAUACAAAGUCUGACAGGUAGAGCAGCGACCCUUAACCGAUUCAUCUCGAGAUCUACCGACAAGUGCAGACCAUUCUUCAAAGCUUUGAAGAAAGGACAAAAAGACAAAUGGGAUGAAGAGUGUGAAGUAGCUUUCCAGAAUCUGAAGACUUACCUCACUUCACCUCCUUUGCUCUCAAAGCCCGUUCCUGGUGAAGAUUUGUUCGUGUACCUGGCAGUGUCCAACUCAGCCAUCAACUUAGCUCUCAUCUGA